Molecule: messenger RNA, 1374 nt
Organism: Pungitius pungitius (ninespine stickleback)
Lineage: Eukaryota; Metazoa; Chordata; Actinopteri; Perciformes; Gasterosteidae
Exons: 2
Source: RefSeq, a predicted model, not a curated record
ACUGCAGCCCCAACAACCACUGGACCAACUACAACUGCAGCCCAAACAACUGCAGCCCAAACAACAACAGCUGCACCAACUACAACUGCAGCCCAAACAACAACUGCUGCAGCAACUACAACAGCAUUCCCAACAACCGUUGCACCAACUUCAACUGCAGCCCAAACAUCUGCAGCCCAAACAACAACAGCUGCACCAACUACAGCAGCAGCCAUAACAACCGUUGCACCAACUACAACUGCAGCCCAAACAACAACUGCUGCAGCAACUACAACUGCAGCCCAGACAACCGUUGCACCAACUACAACAGCAUCCCCAACAACUGCUGCACUAACUACAACUGCAGCCCAAACAACAACUUCUGCACUGACUACAAAUGGAGCCCAAACAACAACUGCUUCAGCAACUACAACUGCAGCCCAAACAACAACAGCUGCAGCAACUACAACAGCAGCCCCAACAACCACUGGACCAACUACAACCACAGCCCCAACAACACCUGCUGCAGAAACUACAACAGCAUCCCCAACAACUGUUGCACCAACUACAACUGCAGCCUCGACGACCGUUGCACCAACUACAACUGCAGCCCAAACAACAACUACUGCAUCAACUACAACAGGAGCCCAAACAACAACUGUAGCUCAAACAGCAACUGCUGCACCAACUACAACUGCAGUCCCAACUACAUCAGCUGCACCAACUACAACAGCAGCCCAGACAACCGCUGGACCAACUACAACUGCAGCCCAAACAACAACUGGACCAACUACAACCACAGCCCCCACAACACCUGCUGCAGAAACUACAACAGCAUCCCCAACAACUGUUGCACCAACUACAACUGCAGCCUCGACGACCGUUGCACCAACUACAACUGCAGCCCAAACAACAACUACUGCAUCAACUACAACAGCAGCCCAAACAACAACUGUAGCUCAAACAGCAACUGCUGCACCAACUACAACUGCAGUCCCAACUACAUCAGCUGCAUCUCUUUGUCAGUGGGCCGCCCCGCUCAGGAUCCUCCUCAGCCGGACGGACGCCUCACUCGGUCCCGGUAGUGCUCCCCCCUUCUCGUUGAGCUUGAAGAGGAGCUUCCUCAGCCUGAAGACCUCCUGCUGGGUGAAGUCUCCAGCGCCCUUUUUUGUGCUACCGUGUCAGGCGGAGCGACCAAACUUCUCCAAGUCGGAGAAGUACUCCUCCAGCCUCACUCCCUUCUCAUUCUUGGUGGCAAGCAGGAACUCCUUCACCUCCCCCGCUCUGUGCCUGGUGGUGACCGUCCCACCUGAGGAGACGCUGAUGGCAGAGACCCACCUUGAAGAGGUGUCAGACUCCCCACCUCCUGCCUCCACUCUGCCCAUCCCCACCUGA